AUUGCUAAUAAUCUCGUAUCAGUAUUUAGAUUAUACACUCUAUUUAAAAUUAUUAUUAUUGCUCAUUGUUGAUCGUGUGUCUCUUGAGUACACAUCAUUUUUGAGUACCUAAUGCGUCCUAGUGCACUAUAAUAAUUAAUAGUGUAGUUCGUUAGUGGUUCGAUAUUUCUGAGUACAACCAGACCCAUACCAAACACAUGAUGUAUGAUAUGUAUGUAAAAGCGGUUUCUUUUUCUGCCGGUUGUGCGUCCACGGCAAUGAUGUUGACACCUCUGUAAGUAGACAAUGUAUUAUAAUCGGACUAUAAAAAAAUGUUCGUAUAAUUGGACACAAUUACUGUGCUAUCAACUGCACGUUCUCAUAUUCACGACUGUCACGGUCUCGUCACGUGGUGAUUUCCCUAUUGUUGAUAGUAUUAUCGCAGGAUAUACAAAAGAUUUCAUCCAUUCUGUUAUAGUAUUACCGGGUCUUUCCUAUUAUUUUAUACGAUUUUUAAUACCGUAAAUGUUGUGUCUAUUGGGUUAAGAUAUACUUUGUAUCUUAUUUUAUCUUAAAUCAAGAUUAAUAAAGAAUAAAGGUUUCCCCACGGUCACGUAAAUUCCCUGCAGAAUCAUGACCAGUGACGUCACCGACCGCCUCGCCGGCGGUGUCCCGUAUAAGUACGGUAUGUGCGUUAGCCGUUACCCGCAGUUACGGUCGUCUAUUAUGAAAACUACUUGGAAAAUCAAAAAACCGACUUGCAGCAUGAGAUACUAAUUCCAAAAUGCACAAAAAAACGUCUUGUCGUUUUUCUAUACAAGCAAUAUUACUGGUAGAAAACGUUCUUAAAUAUUUAAAAUAACGAGAUCGUCGAUACAUCAUACGUUUUUCCCGAUUAAUAGUAAUUAUUUUGAAUAUCGCUUUGAAAAUCAAAUAAAAAUACCAUUUAGAAAAAGUGGUAGACUUAAACAUCGAAGUAAGUUUUCUAGGAGAAAAAGUGCUCGUGAAAGAAAAAAAGAGCUGAUACUAAUAGGAAGGGUGUAGCCACUGUUGUAGAUAAGAAAUUGGGAAAGUAGGGUACUUAUAUAAAGUUAUUUAAUUUCUAUCUAUAUGCAAAGAAAACCCAUUGCUAACGAAAAACGAUUCGGAGUUCGGUUAGACAUAUUUUGAAAUGCCGAAAUUUUUAUGAUUUUCGUAAAAAUUUGAUUUUAUUACGCCUAUAACAAAAAAACUAACGCAUUAAACUCAAAUUUGUUUUUUAGAUGACUAAGAACAACUUAAAAUGUACCGUGUGUUAAAUUUUUAAGCAUUUCCCAUACAAUAUUAAUAACAUAAUUGCCUAAAAAUAAUUAAAAUGGUUUGAAAAUUUUACCACGUCUACAAAAAAACCAAUAUAAUUAUUUUAUGAAAACUACAGGUAUCUACAAUCAUUUUAAAAUCUAAUAAAACAAAUAACACAAAUGCCGUACACUUUGCCGUGUUUAUUACGUAUCUUUCGAAAUUAUUAGAAAAACUAUGUAGCUACCAAAAAUCAAACGACGACUUUCUUACUCACUAACUAGUCAAAUUUUUCUUUCAGAAAAUAUAAUUUUUUUUAAAAUUUGAAUAAAGAUUUUAGAAAGAUUUAAAAAUGAAAUCGUUAAUUAAAUAAACUGUAUUUUUGUUUUUCUCAAUUACUAUGAAAAUUGUUUUUAGUAUCAAAAAAUGACAUCGGCUUCUCUGCCAGUUAAAUUUAAUAGGUACUUGCAUAUGAAUAACUAUGCAAAAUAAAAACGUGUAUUUUAUUCAGGCUAUUAUGAAACGUGCUUAUUUUUAAUCAGAUUUAGGAAAACGGCAUUCAAUAAAAUUAUGUAUCAACCUAAAAAUCCAUGCCCUAAUCAUAUAAUCGGAAAAAUAAAUGUUUUUACGUAAAUUACUGUGUUAAAAUAGGUUAGUGUGCAAGGAUAUUGUGAAGAAAAAAUCAUCAGACCAUGUAAAUCUAUCUACAUUUGUUGGAGCACUUUUCAGGCAAGUAAAAUUAGAAUUUUAUUAAUCAGAUUAUAAAAGGCGAAAACAAUUUUGUGAACAGUAUUUUUGACAAAAAUUAUUUAGGCUGGAAAUAUUAGCAGACUGUAAAAAAAAAAAAUUUCAAUUUCUACACUCAGAUUUUCAAUGAUAGCCAAUAAUAAUAAUAAUACACAGUUUUUUAACCUGCGUAAAAAAUAUUUACAAUUAAUUUUAUUAGCAUGUGUUGCAUAAAAAGCUGAAAUAAUAGUAAGUUACUGCACGAUUGGGAAAUGUUUUUCAGUUUAUUUAUUCGAUAAUUGGAAGAAAUUUGAGCAACUGUAAUUGAUGUUGAAGUGAUCGCAUAUAUUUCAUACUAGAGGUUUAAUUAUUUAAUAAUAUUAAUAUUUAUUAGCAGUCAUAAAAAAAAAAAGGAUAGUAAAAUGAACAAGUCGAUUACUAAUAGUUUUGGCUUAAAAACGGUAGGUUGUAAUAUUUUCGUAUAAAACAGCACUUUUUAUUUUAAAAUUUUAAAACUCACCUUCAAUUCUUACUUAUUAGUAUGUACGUAAUUUUUUUAAUUUUCAGAAGUUCAUUAUUUUGUCGUCAAGGGUUUCUCUUAAAUUUACCUACUGUAAUGUUUGUCCACGGGAUGGGACUAUUUAUUAACACACUUUAUUUAUCACUCUAUUGGUAUUACUCAAAUAAAAAAGUAAUUAUGCAUUUUUAUUAAUUUAAUUUUUUAUAUUAGCUUUUAUUUAAUAGGUAAUAGUUUGUUUUUUUUUUUUUUUUUACAGAAUGAUGUAAUAGCAAAAGUAUUUAAAACCGCGUUAAUGAGUAUAGUUUUUCUGUCUUAUUCAUUUAUAGAAUCAAAAGAUGUAGUUGUAACACGUUUCCCAAUUAUUGUAUCAGUCAUACACUUAUCACUAAUUGGAUGGCCAUUACUAUCUGUUGUAAGUAAAUUGUAUUAUAUAUAUAUAUAAAAUGUUAAUAUGAAUUUUAUAUAAUGGAUCAAUUAAAAUUAUAAAUUAAUUAAUAAUUAACAUGAAAAUAAAUAAUAAAUAAAUCAAAAUGAGUCUUUUGGUUUUACAGAGAGAAACUAUUAAAACGAAAAAAUGGUCAGGACAUCCAAAACCAAUCUUGAUAAAUACUAUAGUUCUUUGUAUUUUAUGGCUUUUGUACAGUAUUAAUGUACAGAAUCCUAUUAUUUUUGUGAGUUAAGUUUGAAAUUAAAUUUAUCUAUGAUUUAUAAUAAAUUUAUUUAAAUGUUUCAGACCCAAUGUUCUGUGGCACUCUUAUUAAGUUUGGCACAAUUAGGAUUAUUGAUAAUUUAUCCAACAGAAAAUAUGCCAAUCAGUAAAUCGGAAAAAGAUGAAUAAUUAUUGUAACUUUUUUUUUUUUUACAAUUUUUUUGUUGUAAUUUUUAAAAAUUUGUUAAAAUAAAAAAAAUUGCCUUUGAACAAUAAUAACUAUUAAGUGACUUUGAUUUUGUCUAACAUGUAUAAUUUAAACAACUUAGGUAGACAAAAAAAAAAAAAAAUACAUAUAUUACUAAUUAUAAUUAUUGUGGAAAUCCAGUUCUUUAAAUGUCUUUCAACUUAUAUAAAAGGGCAAAGGUAAAUACAAAUUGAAAGGCUAUAGUACUAUGAACAACAAUAGGCUUAUUGAUGUAACCCUUUUAUAAAAAGAGCUGGAAACAUUCUGAGAACUAAGAGUUCAUAACGAACAUACAAUUAAAUACUUAAGCAUUGAAUGAAGCUAAGAAAUUGUUGACAACAGUUUUUAAUUUAGCGUCGGUUUCAUCUGUAAUUUUUCCUUCCUUUGCAAUACUUUCUAAUAAUGGUUUCUCAGAGGUCCUAAAAUAAAAACCAAGGUUAGUAAUUCGAUAAAGAAGUAUUCUAAAAUUUUAAAAUAAUACAUACUUAAUGUGUUGUAAGAAUUCUUUUUCAAAAGUAGUGAUUUUGGAUGGUUCCAUUUUGUCAAGGAAUCCCCGGACACCACAGUAGACAACAGCAACUUGUUCUUCAAUAGCCAUUGGCACUGGAAUAUAAAAUGGUUUAGAAUU
Cinara cedri is the source of this 4027-nucleotide messenger RNA. Lineage: Eukaryota; Metazoa; Arthropoda; Insecta; Hemiptera; Aphididae. The record is from the annotation of a GenBank genome assembly.